This is a messenger RNA of Stylophora pistillata, 1311 nucleotides long. RefSeq lists its product as uncharacterized. NCBI's taxonomy places the organism in Eukaryota, Metazoa, Cnidaria, Anthozoa, Scleractinia, Pocilloporidae. Gene Ontology annotation, molecular function: DNA binding. The record is from RefSeq and is a predicted model, not a curated record.
CAUAGUUAUUUCCAUGAGAAACACCACGGUUCACACAAAGAUUCUCUUUAGUCGUAUUUGGGCUUAAUUUCGGAAUACUCGUCCCACAGCCCCAUUUUUGCGUAUAUAUCUGCUCGUACUCACGUAUAAUGUUUACUUGAUUUCAGACGACGAAGAGGUUCUGAACAAAAAAGACAUGGAAUGGUCUUCAAAAAAUGUGUCCGACGUAGAAGCCACCCCAAGCUCCGUGGAACAGGCCAACUUGCCAGCUGAAGAUCAGCAGCCAAGCGAGCAGCCAGAAAAAAGUAAAGAAAAAUCGACACUUCACAAGGAGAGGACUAAACAAGGUGAAAGUGAAGCAAGUCAUCCGUAUGCAGAAUUUCUAGCUGACCAGCGUAAGAGAGAAGUCGAGUGGGCGUCCAAUCGAGCAGCAAAAAAGACUAAACUUGCUGAGACUUCGACCAAAGAUUUAGAAGCCAUGAAACAGCAGUUAGACGCUAAGGAUGCUGAAUGUGCUGCCCUCAAAAGCCAAGUCCAUGAUCUCCAGCGUGUCAACACUUCUACUGUGGAAGCACAAAAUAAAGCACAAGAAAGCUUCUGCAAGAUGAUGGAGAGAUUAGAGGACAGUUUGUCUGCAAUGGAGGACAACAUGGCAGCUCGGUUGGAUCGGAUUGAGCACCGCCUGGAUUCUUUAGAAAAAAUGUGGGUUCCUAUUCGGCCAGAGUACGAAGAUCUUCCAACCAUUGACCCAGACGCUCUCGCACAUCUCCACGAUGAAUUAAUAGAAGAAAUCGUUCCACUUCCUCCAACUCCAACUCCAUUGGCAGUGAACUCAACGCCAGUGAACGCACCUUCCACCAGGCCCGAAGAGCCGAUUCAAUCCAGCGUCCGGGAGAUAGCCGACGUAAUUCGUUCUUGUGUGACCCCCCGUAAAGUAAUUGGUGUUCAGGACGUGAUUCAGAAAGAAAAUCAGCGGCACAAAUGCGCCCUUAAGCUUCUCCCAUUUUUCUUUAGUAGAGAGGAGCUGAGCAACAGCAACACUGAGGGAACCCACAACAAACUGCCGCUAGACAGUACAAGACUUAACUCACUUAAGGUUCUAGUUUUUAGUCGUUUUCCUGUUGACUCUCCCGUGGAAAAGGAAAGGGUGUGGAAAUGUAUUAAGAGCAAAAUAAAUUCUAAGUGUCGCCUCAGUAAACAUAUUACCAAGUAUGCUGUCGAAAGAGAAGACUAGAAAAUAUUGUAAGGCAUUUUGCGAUUUCUUGCAACUAUUAGGAUUUCGUGUUCUGUAAGCUCAUCAUGUAACUGUAAAUAAAGUUGAAUUGAUCCCAA